Messenger RNA from Paramecium octaurelia, 546 nucleotides. The record is from the annotation of a GenBank genome assembly. Lineage: Eukaryota; Ciliophora; Oligohymenophorea; Peniculida; Parameciidae.
AGAAAAUGAAAUUGAAGAACUAUGAUGAUGAUAUACGAUUCAAAGUGAGACAACGAUAUGCUACGAUUUCUGAUUGGAUGUCGAAAACUAUCGAUUCUGAAAAGGUACCUGAAGUGAAACCUAGAUCUUAAUAUAGUGCAGCAAUUAAAAUUCAAACGCCUGCAAUGAUUUCACUCCAGUAUCCUUUUCAAUUCUAAAACUAGGGCUAAAAGUGUAGAUACAGUUCAGGAUCGUAAACCUCGAUUUUCUUUGUCUCAACAACCAACCACUGUGCAAUCAUCUAAAAUUUACAGAAAAUUUAUAGAUCCAAAACACAUCACGAGAUCUAUCGAUUACUCAGAAUUAGGGGACUCCUAAGUUAAAACUAGAAAGAAGAACCCUUAUUAAAAUUAGAGACUUAAUAGAUAAUUUUAGGCUAUUUAUAACAAGAUGAAACUCAUUUUGGAUUCGUAUAACAACAGAGAAAAAGUCCUUCUGUAAUAUAUUGCUAAAUUACAACGAGAAAUCGUAACAUUAAAAUCAGGGCAUAAUCAUCAAACUAUUUGA